CGUUACCCAUUUCUAGUCUUUCUUGCCAACUCCAUUGCCAACUACCCAAUCAUCAUCAUUCUUCUUCCCAUUUCAUUUUUCUCAACUAUUUUUUCCUAACCCAAAAAAAAGUUAAUUAUAAAUUACAAUUUGAUCCGAAAAAAAAAAAUGGCGAGUACGAAGAGUUACAUGAUGGCAACAAGAAGAGCGAGCAACUACCGAUUCCUAAGCAACGAUCCGAUCCAACCAUCACCGAUCAAAACAACAACCGAGUUAGAGUUGGAGGAAUCCGACAUUUGGGGCGGGUCAACCCGAUCCGACUCACCCGAGUCACCACCGAAUUGGCGGAAGUCAAGGAGACCGAUGGCAGCGCCGACACCAACAAGGAGUAAAAGUAAAUGCGUAGUAGGCGGAGAUGCGGUGUCGAUGCCGGUGAACAUUCCAGACUGGUCGAAGAUACUCCGGGAAGAGUACAAGGCUGAUAAGUGGAGUUUCAACGGCGAGUUUGAGAUAAAUGGCGGAAGUUGUGGCGGAGAUGACGGCGGCGAUGAGUGGGUGCCGCCGCAUGAGUAUUUAGCGAGGACGAGAAUUGCGUCGUGUUCAGUUCAUGAAGGUGUUGGAAGGACGUUGAAAGGGAGAGAUCUGCAUAAGGUUAGGAAUGCGAUUUGGGAGAAAACUGGGUUUCAAGAUUAGAUUGAUUAACAUUUUUUUGAAUUUGAAUUUUUGGGAUGAGAGAGAAAAUAAUUUACCGGCGAUUUUGGAGAUAUUAUUAAUGGAAUAUGAUUUAUUUUGAGGAGUAGAAAUUUUAUUAAGAAUUUAAGAGUUGUAGUGUUGGAUUUAUUCUGGGAAAUUUUUUAACUUUUUCUCAGAUAUUUUUUUGGAAUUUUGUUUUUGUUUUUUGUCAUGUAGAGUAGUUUUGAUGAUGAUUAUGAAAUAUGGUGGAAAAUCAUCUCAUUUAAUGUAAUUUUCGAAUGGUGAUCUGAUAUAUUGUGAAUGAAACUCGAUUUUAAAUUA
Molecule: messenger RNA, 993 nt
Organism: Chenopodium quinoa (quinoa)
Lineage: Eukaryota; Viridiplantae; Streptophyta; Magnoliopsida; Caryophyllales; Amaranthaceae
Exons: 1
Coding region: 148-672 (174 amino acids)
Source: RefSeq, a predicted model, not a curated record